CAGAACGGUCCGGGAAGCAGCAGCUGCCGCUCACUAAGGCAGACCCACUCUACAGAUACGGAUUUACAAGCUGAGCUCUGGGACAGCAGCUUCUACCUUCAUCUUUGGUUUGUCUGGAGCGUAAGCCUCCACGGUUUAGCUUCACAAGAUGGACUUGAGAGUAACGAGCCUUCUUCUCGUCCUCCUGGCUUUGGCUGAGGGAACCCCCGAGAGGUACUACGCCCCAAAAGUGACGAAGGUCCCCUACCCCGUCAAGAGCCAUGCUGUUGCAGGACAUCCAGGCCCUCCAGGUCCUCCAGGUGAGAUGGGACCAAUGGGACCACCUGGAGCUCCUGGAGAAAGGGGUGUUGGACACACAGGACCACGAGGACCACCAGGACCUCCUGGAGCCCCUGGUCACUCUCAGGCGGGUAAACCAGGUACCCCAGGGGCACCCGGAAAACCAGGUACUCCAGGGAUUCCUGGUGAUAAAGGUAUCCCUGGUACACCUGGACCAAUGGGACAAAGAGGUUCACCUGGAUCCCCUGGAAUUCCUGGACCUGCUGGAAUUUCAGCUGUUGGAAAACCUGGACCAUCUGGYCUCCCAGGUGCAAUGGGUCCAAGGGGUGAGCAGGGUAUAAAGGGACAUCCUGGAAUUCCUGGCCUUCCUGGUCCAAAAGGUGAACAAGGCAUUGGUGUUCCCGGGGUACAAGGACCUGCAGGUCCAACUGGACCAAUGGGCCCAACUGGUAUGCCAGGCAAACCUGGAGUUGGCARCCCUGGUGCCACUGGCUACCCUGGAGAGCCUGGUAAAUCUGGUUUGCCAGGAAGAGAUGGAGCUCCUGGCCCAGUGGGUGCACCAGGUCUUAAGGGUCACACCGGGCCUCCAGGUGUAGGAGCCCCAGGAAAAUCAGGUCAGAAUGGUACACCAGGUAUGCCUGGACCUAUCGGGCCUAAGGGUCCACAGGGUCCUGCUGGUCAYCCAGGKUCCCCUGGCAUGCCAGGUGUUGGCAAAACAGGUGAACCAGGAAUCCCUGGAAGCAGGGGUGCUCCUGGAACUCCAGGAACCACCGGUCAGAAAGGAGAGCCAGGCCCAACUGGAUUUACUGGUCAUCCAGGUGGUCCUGGUGCAAUUGGCCCAGCUGGUCCACAGGGUGCAAGAGGAUUUCAGGGUGAGCCAGGCCCAGUUGGACCCAAAGGCGACAUUGGUAUGGUGGGUGCACCAGGCCCAAGGGGAUCCAAAGGUGAGCAGGGAGCUCAAGGCUUCGGUGGAAAACCAGGUACCCCCGGGGCAGUAGGUCCUCCAGGAAUUCCAGGUCAUAAUGGUGUUCAGGGUCCAAAGGGUUCACAAGGUCAUGCUGGUUCCCCAGGAAUCCCUGGUUCAAAUGGUGCACCUGGACCUAAAGGACAUACAGGCGGACCUGGAGCUCCAGGAAAAAGUGGUGAACCUGGAAGGCCAGGGUCAAUGGGACCAGUUGGGCCCCCUGGACCAUCAGGUCCACCUGGACUGAAGGGCCAUCCAGGACUUCCAGGUCCACCUGGUCCAGUUGGUCAAGUUGCUAAGGGAGUUUCUGGUCCUCAGGGUCCCCCUGGACUUCCAGGUGAGAGAGGUCAUGAUGGUAUCCCUGGCCCAGCUGGUCCUCCUGGUCCCCCUGGUCCACCAGGAGAAAUGGUCUACCACCAUGACAAGAGCAUGCCAAUCAAGUCCCAUGAAGUCUUGAUGCCUCAUGAGAUGAUGAAGGCUCCAAUGUCUGCCUUCAGUGCUGUGCUGACCGUGGCCUACCCCCCAGCUGGAGCCCCAAUCCAGUUUGAUCAGGUUAUCUACAACGGAGAGCAUCACUAUGAUGCACACAGRGGUGUGUUCACCUGCCAGAUCCCAGGCCUGUACUUCUUCAGCUUCCACAUGCAUGURAAUGGUGCCAACGCCUUGGUGGCCCUCUACAAAAACGAGGAGCCUGUUGUUUUCACCUAUGAUGAGUACAACAAGGGCUUCCUGGACCAGAUGUCAGGCAGUGCUGUUCUCAUGUUGCACCCUGGGGACAGAGUCUACGUUCAGGUUCCUGAUGAGGAGAGCAAUGGUAUAUUUGCUGCAGAAAAUGUUCAUUGUAUUUUCUCUGGGUUCUUAAUCGCCUCUACGUGAUUUCAAAAAUCCUUCAAAAACCUCAAAACCUUACAAAACAUUCAACUUCACAGAGGAAUAGAUCAGUUUACAGAGUUUAAAUUAAGAUUGUGAAUUGGUUCUGGGGUUGAUAAGUUUAACUGCCUCAGUCAAGUUUUCUAAGAUAUUUAAUUUGGUUGGUGAACGACUCACUGAGAUCAGUCUAAAAAGAUACAGCCGAAAAUAAUCCCUGACCCAUUUUCACCUUGUGCCUAAAGAAAGAAAAACACGGAAUGAUUCUGAAAAACAUAUUCUAAGUGGUGCUCUACAUUCGCCUGGAAGCUUUACGGUGCUUUUUUUGUGUAUGUCUUUAUUAAUGUUGUUGUUUAAGGAUUUCUCUGUAUUUACAAACUAAAAAAAUGCAAAGCAUUUGUAAUAUAUGUCAUUAGAGUUCAACACACUUUCGUAAGCACUUUGACCACCAAAGAACAAAGGAGGAGAAAUUCAAACUGCUUUUUAUAAAAAUGUGUCCCAUUGGAUGUGUUAAGUUAUGUACCACUUACUGAUCAGAACACGGAAUAAAAGUUUGACUUUGGAAAAUA
Austrofundulus limnaeus is the source of this 2679-nucleotide messenger RNA. RefSeq names its product collagen, type X, alpha 1b (gene col10a1b). The coding region runs from base 149 to 2119 and encodes 656 amino acids. Lineage: Eukaryota; Metazoa; Chordata; Actinopteri; Cyprinodontiformes; Rivulidae. The record is from RefSeq and is a predicted model, not a curated record. The transcript has 3 exons. Gene Ontology annotation, molecular function: protein binding.